AUGGACCGCGACGGCGCGCACGGUGAGAUCUCGCGAGCGUCUCCGUUCAUUCGCGACGUCCUGCUGGCGCGCGUGCGCGCGGUGCGAGCGGGAGACGCGGAGACGUUGGCCGAACCGUUGGGCGCGCACGCGAUCGAGUUCGACGACGUGCGGCUCGCGGCGUCGUCGGUGCGCGAGGAGAAGGGGAAGGACGCGGUGGACGUGAGCGUGGGGGCGCCGCCGGGGGCGAUGGACGGCGCGCGGGCGCGGGCGGACGCGGAGGCGCUGUGCGCGAGCGGAACGGCGACGCGGGUUCGGGACAAGGCGAACGCGGGGUACGAUCUUACGCUCCGCGUGGACGUGAGCGAGCUCGCGGCGAUGGAGAGCGAGGCGGCGCGGAUGGAGGUGAUCGAGCGCGCGGCGAGGGUGCGAAGCGCGGUGUACGGGGCGAAGCUUCGAGCGCACCUGCGGGCGCUGGGAGAGACUGGCGGAACGGAGGGCGCGCUCGAUUGGCACACGCGUCGACCGGGGGAGACUAUGUUCAUCAAACCGCAGAAGGAUCAGGUGACGGUGGUGUUUCCGAUGCGAUUCGAGGACGCGCGGGAUGCGGUGAUCGCGACGCAGUUUUUGACGCACUUUGCCGAGGUGCGAAGGACGCAAAAGGAUUUGUCCACGGCGCCCGCCGUGUCUUACAUUAAAACCCCGCCGUUAGAGCUCAAGGAAGCGCCCGAGGAGUUGUUGAACGUGGCUGCGACGAACGGUGGGUACGUCUCUUUCGUUCUGUUCAAGAGACACGUCGCCGAAGACCGUCUCGAAUCGACGGUGUGGAACAUACUUACGUUUCACGCCUUUGUGAGCUUCCAUAUAAAGUACUCCAAGGCGUAUUGGCACAGUCGCAUGCGUAACAAGGUAGAAUCGUGGUUGAGUAUUCUUAAACGCGCGAAAAAGUCGGAUCCGAACGGUCCGAAGAAGAUGACGACGGCGAGUGGACGCACGUUUGUUCGAAAGUGA
Molecule: messenger RNA, 990 nt
Organism: Ostreococcus tauri
Lineage: Eukaryota; Viridiplantae; Chlorophyta; Mamiellophyceae; Mamiellales; Bathycoccaceae
Product: ARP2/3 complex, 34kDa subunit (p34-Arc)
Exons: 1
Coding region: 1-990 (329 amino acids)
Biological process (GO): actin filament polymerization; Arp2/3 complex-mediated actin nucleation
Cellular component (GO): actin cytoskeleton; Arp2/3 protein complex
Molecular function (GO): structural constituent of cytoskeleton; actin filament binding
Source: RefSeq, a predicted model, not a curated record